UGUGGAAAAGACGGUUUCGGGUGCAAAAGUUUGUAUUAUUUUCCUCCUCCGGACGUCAGAGAUGCCCAGUGAGCGAGAAGCCGCUGCCGCCGCCGGUCUCCGGCCUGUGAUCGUCUCCGCAGCCUGCGCCGGGCCGCCACUCCUCUUUCUCCAGCGACCUUUGUCCCCGACAUUCCGCCAAGAUGUGGAGCUCCAACCGAGUGCGGCUGCUAUGUAUGCUCAGCCUGACCUUCGUGUUUUUCGUGGUGGAGGUGGUGGUCAGCCGGUUGACCGGCUCCCUGGCCAUGCUCUCCGACUCCUUCCACAUGCUGUCCGAUGUCAUCGCCCUGGUGGUCGGCCUGAUCGCCGUGCGCUUCGCCCAGAAGACCCGCUCCACCGACAAGAACACCUUCGGCUGGAUCCGGGCCGGGGUGAUGGGCGCCCUGGUCAACGCCAUCUUCCUCACCGCCCUCUGCUUCACCAUCGUGCUGGAGGCCAUCGAGCGCUUCACCGAGCCACAGGCCAUCGAGCAGCCGCUGGUGGUGAUCGGGGUCGGGGCCGGCGGGCUACUCAUUAACCUCAUCGGCCUGUGCAUGUUCCGGGACAGCGCCGGACACGGACACUCGCACGGAGGAGGAGGCGGCGGACACGGGCACGCGCACGGGGGGAAGAAGACCCGGGGCCGGGGGGAGAGAUCGGCCGAAGAGGGGGCCGCCCUGGACCGGGAGGAGACCAACAACCUGGUGGAGAACUGUGCCAACGGGCCAACCGUGGAGGUGGUGCCGGGGAAGCACGAUUCUUUGGCAGAAAAAGUGGAGCACAGAUCGAAUGGAAACCUGCAGACUAACAUGGGAGAAAUUAAUGAAGAUGGAUCUGAACUCAACAUGCGGGGGGUGUUCUUACAUGUUCUUGGAGAUGCGUUGGGUUCUGUCAUUGUGGUGGUCAAUGCUGUAAUAUUUUAUUUGGUUUUUAACCCCUGUCCACCCAAUGGACCGUGCUACAAUCCUUGUGUGCAUGACCACUGCACCGACCAUCCGCAUCUGAAUCACACCCCGGCAGCACUCAACGAUAGUGCAGAACACCCGCAGGUUACCAUCGCUGGACCUUGUUGGGUCCUUUACCUUGAUCCUUCUUUGUGUGUCAUCAUGGUGUGUAUAUUGUUGUAUACAACCUAUCCACUACUCAAAGAGUCUGCUCUUAUCCUUCUACAAACAGUCCCUAAACAAAUUGACAUCUCCUCUCUGAAACAAAAGCUCAAAAGCCUGGAGGGUGUGGAAGCCGUCCAUGAGCUGCAUGUCUGGCAGUUGGCUGAAAGCCGCAUCAUUGCCACAGCCCAUAUAAAAUGCCAGGAUCCCACCGCUUACAUGGAUGUGGCCAAGCGGAUUAAAGACUUCUUCCACAAUGAAGGAAUCCAUGCCACGACAAUCCAGCCUGAGUUUUCCAGCGUUGAGUCUGGCUCUAGAAUAUCCCUUUGUGAACUCUCUUGCAGAACUCAAUGCGCUCCCAAGCAGUGCUGCGGCAGCUCGGAAAAAAACAUGGCGGUGCGGAAAUCCAGCAGUGGAGCAGCCAUCUUGGGAAUGAUCAGCGAAUCUCCUGAGCACAAUACAAAGAGGACUUCGGCUUCUGAGAAGCCUGUUGACGAACUUAAAAUAGAUGUAGACACUGCGAUCUGAACAGCUCUUGCCAAUUUAAAAGCAAUGGCUACAGCCAGGGGAAGACACAAAGGGAAGUAUGGCGACUCGCUUCCCAAAACUGCAGUUUGGCAAUAUUGGUUUAUUCGCACGACCGUACACAUAGACUAGUUUUACAUCUGCUUUCUGUUCAAAAGAUGUGUUGUCAUAAUGAAAACGAUGCAGUGUUUUUUUGAUUAUAGAAAUAUUAUAAGAAUAUUACGGUAUGUCAAUGUUACAAUGUGUUUUUUUUUUUUUUUUUUUUAUCCGGGACAUUUGCCUUUGCUAGGAGGAUUACUUUUAGCACUGCAAUGUCAUUUAUGUAUUAUUUCUUGGGAUUUCCACCUUCAGAUGACUUGAGCUUACUGGAUUUUAGGUGACUUUUAUUUUUGCCUAAUUUUAUGUUUUGGGGAGGGGGGCGACAUGGCUAAAAAAUAAAAAAUGCAUCUCAGUGCAUGACCACACAAUGCAUGCACAUUCCUCUAUGCUACUAUUAAAGAAACUCCGGUGGACUCCUUUCUGCUUGUGUUAGUAGACAAUUCUGCCUCUUCUACACUGAAAUUCAAUGCAGUGUUAACCCUGCCUGAGCUCUUCCCUGCUGGACUACGGAUCACCUUCCCCUCUACUCUCCUUAAGCUGGGAGGAGUUAUUUAGUCUUCAGUGCAACAGAGGUAGCCUUAUCAGCCAACGACAGGAGGUUAGGUACACACUGAGUUCAUGGAAGAUCAACAGAUAUAUUUUUCUUUACUUUUAGCAUUUUGUAAAGAAUAACAAAUGUGUAUUUAUUUUUAGUUUUAUUAUAAUAAAAAAAUUAAAAUAAAAAAAAUGUAAGCUUAAUUUAACAAGCUGAGCUUAGAAGCUGAUUGGCUAUCAUGCACAGCUGCAGCGGGUUUUGCACACUCAAUUUUUUUAGUACAUCAACCCCACAGUUGCAAUAUGUUGGCUAUCCUUAGCUGAUUAUCUCCUUUGCCAUGGCAUGCCACAGCUUUGCUUAUAGUAUUCUGUAUUGGGUUCCAAUCACAUUUUUCCAAAUUUGUGAGAUUUCCAUUGUGACUUUGAUGCAACUAUGGAUGGGUGCAACUUGGAUCCGACUUUGGCUUUUGACUGUUGUAAAACUAUCACAUUGACCUUAAAGGAUAAGUUCAUGUUUUAGAAGAAAAAAAAAUUAAAAAAUAAGCCUUGCACCAGCAAUCGGCAGCUCACUGGGGCCAUGCAGGUCUUCUGCAGAUCGGUCGGUGCAUGGGUCUGCCUGUACAAUAAACAGACACAAUCCAGGAAGAAUCCAUGAACUACCAUGGUGCUUUACAGCGCUGUGGUAGCUCAUUGAGAACUAAAGGCUGGUAGCUGCAAAGGAUGUUGGGGCUUGUAGUUCAUUCACACUCAUGCGCGCACACACAGCUCUGUGAAUAAUGCGGCCAUGUUGGCAUAGCCCCGCACGGCCGUGCCGAUUUCAAAAAGUGGCAGCUAGUCUGAGGAACUUCUCCCUGUACCGCUGUCGGGGGCUCAUCUUUUACAAACGCGUCCCUAAAGGUGGACUUAUCCCUUAAGAUGUAACUUUCAUGUGACUUUUGAUUACAUUGCAGUCUGACACAGAAGUUGCCUCAAAGUAGUGCAGGAACCUUUUUAAAUCGCAUAGCUAUUGUAUGGCUUCCAUUGAAAUACAUGUGCAACGUGUCGCAUGACAAGUCGCAGCCCAAGCAUGAAUGAAGCCUUAUCCAGGGAGCAGAUUUGGGUUAUUCCAGGCAGCAAACUUUUUGCCCGAUUUGGGAUGCAAUGACCCAAAAGCACAGGUCAAAUCUAGAAAGAUGGCAAUGGGGCUGAUCUGAAAGGUGUGUCAAAGAACUUUUUUUUUUUUUUUUUUAUAUCAAAAAGCCUAAUUUUGUCUAGGACUUAUGAACUGACACCCGGAAAAUGAUUGGCUGCAGUGUUGCAUUAUAGUCUUAGACUUCUGACAUAUGUGGCAAUAAAUGCCAUCUGAAGGUGGAACCCCUGUAAUAGUUGGCUACUUUAUAUUUAGGACCCCCUUUUACACUGGGGCGCUUUUCAGGCAUUUUUGGCGCUAAAAAUAGCCACCCCAAUGUGAAAGCCUGGGCGGUGCGCUUGCAGGAUGAGGGGGAAAAGUCCUGCAAGCCGCUUCUUUGGGGCGGUGUGGGAGCUAUGUAUGCACCGCUCCCAAACGUGUUGCUUGCACAGUUGUGUGUGUAUCAAAAAAAUGACUGAGCAGAAUCUUUCUGCUAUCAGAAAAGGUCCCAUAAUAAAAGUAAUAUUUAACUGUA
Messenger RNA from Rana temporaria (common frog), 3925 nucleotides. RefSeq names its product solute carrier family 30 member 1 (gene SLC30A1). Gene Ontology annotation, cellular component: endoplasmic reticulum; Golgi apparatus; membrane. Gene Ontology annotation, biological process: detoxification of zinc ion; intracellular zinc ion homeostasis; zinc ion transmembrane transport. The record is from RefSeq and is a predicted model, not a curated record. Gene Ontology annotation, molecular function: zinc ion transmembrane transporter activity; calcium channel inhibitor activity. The transcript has 2 exons. Bases 183 to 1652 code for a protein of 489 amino acids. NCBI's taxonomy places the organism in Eukaryota, Metazoa, Chordata, Amphibia, Anura, Ranidae.